Trypanosoma rangeli is the source of this 2412-nucleotide messenger RNA. RefSeq names its product putative protein kinase. The transcript has a single exon. Gene Ontology annotation, biological process: protein phosphorylation; regulation of mitotic cell cycle. Gene Ontology annotation, molecular function: ATP binding; cyclin-dependent protein serine/threonine kinase activity. The coding region runs from base 1 to 2412 and encodes 803 amino acids. Lineage: Eukaryota; Euglenozoa; Kinetoplastea; Trypanosomatida; Trypanosomatidae. The record is from RefSeq and is a predicted model, not a curated record. Gene Ontology annotation, cellular component: nucleus.
AUGGCAGAGCACUUUCGGAAUCGUAUCAAGGAGCUACGAUCACGCAAGGUGGCGACUGAGGAUGCGGCUCUUAGUUCACAGACGGCGGCGGGGUCUGCAGCGACGACGGUGGCGUCGAUGACGCCUCUCCAGCUCUCGUCAUCGGCUUUGUCGAGUAAAACAGUGGCGUCGGUUCCUGUGGCGAAUCUGCCGCCGCCGUUUGUAUCGCCGCACGCUGCAGUGGUGAAGUAUCGGGACACCGUGCGUGAUCCGUUGUGCGCGCGGUUUACGACACAGCACGCGUUGAACCUCUUUGAGGUUAUGCUGCAGUCAGCCAACGACACCGCACGGCGCAAACGGGCCCGUUCCCCGGACAAUGAGGCCUCCACGGAGAAAACGCAACGCUCUGGUUGCCCAGAGCCGGAGCUGGAGCAUACAUCAGAGGAGCGAGAGGAAAAUGGUGAGGAGCGAGACUCACCGCGCCAUCUUGACACCGAACAGCCUAUGCUGAGAAAAAUUUGCGACGCCGAGAGGAAGCAAGAAAACAACUCCACCUCUGAUUCUUCUCUUCCCAAUGUGGUUUCUUACUUCUUGCCUGAGAUAGCUGCAAGGUGCUUCACUAACAAUGAAGAGUUGGAGGAACGAGAUGAGCUUGUCAAUGGACAGGCACACCUAAAUCGUCCAGAGGCUAGUGCAGGAACAUACGUUGGCGGCAGUUUACGUGGCAACAAAAGCAAAUGCAUUCUUGUCACGGGGAAACGGUUCCCACCUUGCCGUUCAGUAAAUAAAUACAUUCCGAAGGCCCGCAUUGCGCAGGGAGUGUACGGUGUGGUCAUCAGCGCCACUAAGUCCACUCCUGAGAUUCUUCGCCACGGGCUGGAGCCGAAGCGGAUGAUCAAAAAGUAUGCACUAAAACAGGUGAAGGAGCAGUGGCUUGUGGACUCGCAAGUCGGGUUUCCACCGUAUCUCCUGAGGGAGUUUGAUCUCCUGCUUCGGAUACGCCAUCCAAACAUUGUAAGAGCCCGAGAGGUGGUGAUUCUCGACAAGCGGCUUGGGGCGGCAAGGCACUCGCGCAGUGAGGCGGGUGGUAAUGGUGGUGGGAUCGAAGGCAGCCACAAGCCUCGUCCUGAGACCACCGAAGGGUUUUUGCAGGAGGCAAAGGGGUUGGCCUCCAACACCAACGCUGCCCCUCAACCGCAGGAGAAGUCAAAGACAGAUAGGACACCGAAACACGAGCGCGGUACAACUCAUGUAAAGGACGUGUAUUUGGUGAUGGACUAUUGCCCCUACGAUCUCAAGUCUUUUCUCUCUCUUCAUAAUGAAAAAGGGGUUUACCUGCAUUUAAGUUCCUGCAAUACACACCCUGAUGCCCCACACAAUUUUUUGUCUCGAGUGAAAUGUAUUAUGCAACAAUUGUUUCGAGCCCUGAAUUUUCUCCAUGAUCAUCGUAUCUUGCACAGAGACAUUAAAACCUCUAACAUUCUCAUUAGCCAUGAAGGGGUGGUGAAGCUUUGCGACUUUGGUUUGGGGCGGCUGUACUGUGAGGGGGAGCAGCUGACUGCCAACGUUGUCACUCUCAUGUAUCGUGCUCCAGAGCUACACUUUGGUGUGCGUGACUACUCCCACAAGAUGGAUGUGUGGUCGCUGGGGUGCAUCAUGGCAGAGUUAUUCCUCAAGAUGCCGCUGUUUCGAGCCGAAGAGGAGGUGAAACAUUUUGCCGCCAUCUGCAACAUUAUUGGGAUACCAACAGAGGAGACGUUCAGCGGGUUGUACAAGAUGCCGGAACUUUUGCGCAUCAUGCGUUGCCUCACAAAGUACAAUCGUGAAAACCAUCUUGCUCAUGUGUUUGAGAAGUCGCGCCACGCCGGUGCGGCGACUCUGCCCGCGAGUGGGAUGGACUUGCUGCAACGCAUUUUUCAGUGGAAUCCUUUGGACCGACUCUCUGCACGUGAUGCGCUCAACCACGCGUUCUUUCACGAGGCCCCGCUGCCAUGUGAGCCGGCGGAACUCUUGCGUCCCAUACCAACAACAAACGUGCUGCCUGCGCGGCAUGAGGGUAAGUCAUCAACGAGAAGAAAUGAAACACGCGACGUGGUGGGAACACCCCCACCCGAGCCGCUGGUCGUUCCAACAGAUGCAUUGCCUUGGGCUGGAGAAAAGCCUGCGGCACCGCCGGCGAUGGCCCGAGUUGCAUCAGUGGAACCGACAGGGGCCACCAGUACCGCGCGGGACGCGCGUGGAAGGACGGGGUUGGCGGUUGAAGUGGCCUCGUCUUCGUCGGAGGACGACGCUGAGCAUGCGCUGCUGCGGGAGUUAGACUCACUUAAGGAUAUCCCAAGUCCUGGUGACGGGGACGAGGCCCAGCGUGUGGCGAACCAGGCUCGUCUGCAGGCGAAUCAGGACCGUGAUUGGGCGUCAUCGCCAGGGUUUUGA